Messenger RNA from Sphaerulina musiva SO2202, 3271 nucleotides. Its product is annotated as DAO-domain-containing protein. Gene Ontology annotation, molecular function: oxidoreductase activity. The transcript has 2 exons. NCBI's taxonomy places the organism in Eukaryota, Fungi, Ascomycota, Dothideomycetes, Mycosphaerellales, Mycosphaerellaceae. The coding region runs from base 46 to 1509 and encodes 487 amino acids. The record is from RefSeq and is a predicted model, not a curated record. Gene Ontology annotation, cellular component: cytoplasm.
CUGCCCCAACCUGCGCACUCUCACACACUCUCUCAUCCCACCAUCAUGUCCCAACAGCAGCCAGGUGCAAUCUUGCCCAAGCACCGAAAGCCCUGCAGUCUGCCAAGCGAGAACUCUUCCAAGUCCUUCUGGCAUAGUGAGCCGUCGAGCCUCCUUCUGGGCCAUCGUUCGACUCGAAACCUGCCCAAGUAUGCCGAUGUGGUAAUUGUAGGGACUGGCAUCACAGGUACCAGCAUAGCACAUCAUCUCCUCACCGAUGGCAACAGUAACGGGAAGAAACCCACUGUGGUCAUGCUCGAGGCCCGAGAGGCAUGCUGGGGAGCUACAGGACGAAACGGCGGUCAUUGCCAACCCAUCUUCUUCGAACAUCCAGAGCAUCCUGAUAUUGGCCGUUUUGAAUUGGCCAAUUUCAAGGCCCUCGGCGAGAUAAUCAAUGAAAAGCACAUUGACUGUGAAUUUGUGGCUCAGCCCGGCGUUCGCGGCCUGUAUACAGAGGCGCACGUCGAAGCCGCUAAACAUGCACUCGAGACCGUGAAGGAAACCGCACCAGAUUUGGCAUCCAUGAUGCGAUUCACUGCUUCUAAGCAAGAGCUGGCUGCACUUCGCAUCCCGACCGCCUUGGGAGCCAUCAUCACUGACGUAGCAGCACGAAUGUGGCCGUACAAGUUUGUUUCUCACAUUCUGGAAGAGCUUGUCACUUCGCCCGCGUUACACGCAUUCUUCAACCUCCAGACUCUGACACCCGUCACUGCUCUAUCUCCACAUACCAAUGGGGUAGAGGUGCACACAUCUCGUGGCAAGAUUUCCACUUCGAAAGUCAUCCUGGCUACGAACGCCUACACAUCCCAUCUUCUCCCCGAAUUCGCGGAUCUGAUCGUCCCAUGCCGUGGCCAAAUGAGUAGCCUGGUACCAUUCCCUUCCGUCUCAGGAGAUAACAGAUUGAAGACCUCUCUGGGGUUUCUUGGCGACGGUCUAGAUGAUUACCUGAUUCAGCGACCGACAGAGCGGGGUGGUCAUCUCAUGUUUGGCGGUGGAAGACAACAUGGUGAAUCGAUUGGUGUCACAGAUGAUAGCGUUGUAGAUUCCGAGACCGCUCACUACCUCCGCAGUCGACUCGUGGAUGCCUUCCAGCUGCCAGAAGGUCAGAAGGGUGAUGAUACAGUCGAGAUGCCAGCCACUCACAUGUGGUCUGGCAUUAUGGGCUUUUCCAAAGACGACCGACCUUGGGUGGGCAAAGUGCCUGAUUCGCCUAAUACAUACAUUGCAGCAGGCUUCACUGGGCAUGGCAUGCCCAACGCCUGGCUAAGUGGGAAGGCUGCAGCUCUACUCGUUGCGCAGGCACUGGUAGAUACGGACGAGGCUGUGGCGUCCGCUCUGGUGCAGCAGGUGACUGGAUUACCCGCUGGCUACCUCGUCACUGCUGAGCGAAUUCAAUCUGCUUUGUCUUUGGAAGACGUGGAAAGCAAAGAUUGGGCUGAGAUGCACAGAGGUCUCAAGCACAAGGAAUAAAGAGGAUGAAUAAAUGAGAGGAAAGAAACGAAUUCGUGAUUUAUCGGGUAUCAUCUCUCCAUCUAUCUACAAACGUCAACACAUCAUCUACUGGAACGACUCGCCAGCGUGAUGGAGCACAUCAAACAGAGAGCUUAUGCGUCUCUGUGCUCAAACACUAGACUGACAUGGUCAUCUCCCGCAGUGAUGACAUGAGACCCUGCCACCUGCUUAUGUCCAUUCCCUUGCACGAACCCGAGAAUUCCUCCUCUCUCUCCAUCAUUUUCCAUAUGCCCUUUCCAUUCCUUCACCAACCCUUGUCCCGCGCUAGCUGUUCCUCCUCGAACAUCCCAGCGUCGAACGACACCAUCGUUGCCACAGGACGUGAGCAAAUGUGCUUUGGUGUUGGCUGUACCGAGAGGAGUCUUUGCGAAUUCGACCUUGAUGACAGCAUGAGGCACCUCGUCGAGCGCAUGUGAGUCUUUGAUCAAACGUCGCACCGCAAAAGAUUUCGCGGCGUCGAAAAUCGCAAUGGAGCCGUCUACACUGCCUGCUGCGAGGAGGGUGAGUGGAGGCUGACUGAAAUCGAGAGUCUCUACUCCAUCUGUCUGCGCCGCAAAAGCAGACAGGAUUUGGCCAUAACUGCUCGCUCCAGCAGCGGGUGCUUUGCUUUUCCCUGCACUCUUCUGUUGUGAUGAUGAUGAUGGCGCUGAGGGAGAAAGGCGAGGAAGUGAAAUCACACGAAUAUUGCCAAAUGCGCCUCCGACGGCUACAAUGCCUCCUCCGGGCGAUAUCGCGGCAGAAUAGAGGCCUCCGUCGACCUUGAAGCGCUCGUCAUCGGCUGUGAAGCGGAUUAUUGCUUGACUUCCAUUCGGAUCGGAUACUCCUGCUGCUGCUGCUUCGCCAAAGACGUCCCAGACAUAGAGAGAACUGGCUUCGUCUACGGUAGCGAGGAGUUGGCCACCGGGCGUCCAGGCCCCCGCUGUGCAAGGUGCUUGGUGCAGGAAGAAAGAUUGGAUCAUGUUGAGAUUUUGGCCGUCGAUGCUGUAGAUCCAGACACUUCCAUCCGCUGCUCCCAGGGCGAUGGUGUUGGCGUAUGCUUCGUUGGUGGAAGGACAAGGUACAAUCCAAGUAAUGUCGUCGACUUCUUUGGCAGAAGCAACUAAGUGUGGUUGUGGCGAUUGCGCUGUGGGUGUGGUGUAGACAUUCAGCGUGCCGCCUGCUGUGCCUGUAGCAAUGAAAUCACCUCGGGGUAGUGUAAAUGCGAUGGUGUUGACAGUCUCGUCUUGUGGGCCGAGUUUGGCAAUGACUUGCUGGCUCUGGCGUUCUCGCGGCUGUGGGUUUGUCUCGUAGCUGGCCGGUAGCACUGGGCCAGGCUCUGGUGUGGCAUCCCAGACGUAGGCCGUGUCAUCGCCUCCGCCAGUCGCAAUGAUUUCUGGUCGGGUGGGGUGUUGAGCUAUGCAGUAGAUACUGUCCUUGUGCGCGUCGAAGUGGGCGACACUGUCGUUCUGCAGCUGUAUCGUCUGUUGUACGUCGCCUGGUCCGUCAUCUUCUUCCUCUCCCCCCGAGUCCAUGGCAGCAUCGCCAUCCUCGUCUUCCACUACUUCUUCUGCCUCGUUCGGAUCGAGCAUUGCUUGGUCUUCCUCCUCCUCCUCCACUUCUCGGUGACCAUUCUGAUUGCUGGCCAUUGUUGUGGAUUUGAUUGACUCGAGCAGCGACGUCGUUUGGUUGAGUGAAUGUCUCUGCAAAAAGAGAGUAUGGGAUUGGGUGAGUGCUAAGCCAG